Bufo bufo (common toad) is the source of this 760-nucleotide messenger RNA. It is a transcript of the gene DPY30, whose product is annotated as dpy-30 histone methyltransferase complex regulatory subunit. The coding region runs from base 77 to 379 and encodes 100 amino acids. The record is from RefSeq and is a predicted model, not a curated record. Gene Ontology annotation, cellular component: Set1C/COMPASS complex. NCBI's taxonomy places the organism in Eukaryota, Metazoa, Chordata, Amphibia, Anura, Bufonidae. The transcript has 5 exons.
GGCGGGAUCGGGGAAGUGUAUAGGGGUUGCCACAGCAGCUGGACAGCUUCCGGUUACCUGGUGACGUGCUCCGAACAUGGAUGCUGAACAGAGCAUGGAGGGGGGACAGAGCCAGGUUGCGGAAAAUCCCCAUUCUGAAUUUGGUCUCACAGAAAAUGUUGAGAGAAUAGUAGAAAAUGAAAAGGCAAGCACAGAAAAAGUAUCCAAGCAGAAAGUGGAUUUACAGGCUCUACCUACACGAGCAUAUCUUGACCAGACAGUGGUUCCAAUACUUCUACAAGGCCUUUCUGUGCUGGCAAAGGAAAGGCCUCCAAAUCCAAUAGAAUACCUAGCAGCUUAUCUGUUAAAAAACAAGACUCAGUUUGAAGAGCGAAGCUAAUGGAUGGUUCUGAAGUCAAAUUAAACAGAUGACAAAGAUGAGAGUGCUUUUCAGAAACCUCAUACAUCGUCGAUGACCUUCAAUCACUUCAAGUUUUGUACAACUUCCAUCAUAGUGGACUGAUUUUAUUUAACUUUCGACACUGUAUGUCUGUUGCAAACCUUUGGUCCAGUUGUUGUAAGUGAUCUUAGAAAAAUAAAAAUCUUUAACAAUAGGAAAUCAUAUAAGUUAUUUGAUGGAGUGUUUAGGGUCUGUGGAUUAUGGGAACAAAUGUUAAAGUCGAAAGCAAAAAAGAAAUGUGAAGUACAAUAUACUCUGCACUGCUUACUAUAGAACAGUGUCAACCUUCUAUCCUUAAAGGGGUUAUUAUACAGUGAUAUA